AAUAAUGCUAUAAAAUGAGGCUUUCCUCAAAAUUUCUCCCCUGAAAACGGAGAUGGGGUUGCAAAUUGCGGAUCCGAAUACGUGCAUCAGGGGCUGCUGCUCCAGCAAAUCCAUUCCUCUUCAUCUUCCACCUUCCGCAUUUUCGCUCCUCUCCCCAAUUGCCCGAGGGGCGGAGAGUACUGUGUAUGAAGGAAGGUUGGAUGGUAAAAGAGUUGCUAUAAAGAAGCCCAUCUUGUCUACUUCCGACGACUUGGACAAGUUUCAUAGGGAGCUUCAGAUACUAUGCGAAUUAGAUCAUCCAGGCAUAGUCAAACUGAUCGCAGUCAAUGCGAGGCCACCGAACUACUUGUUUUUCUUCGAAUUCUAUGAGUUUCCGAAUCUUGCGGAGAAAUUGCAUGCUGAAGAAUGGAAUCCGAGUAUCAAUCAGGUGCUCAUGAUCACUCUAGAGUUAGCAAAGGCUUUGCAAUAUUUGCAUAACUUGGGGAUUGUGCAUAGGGAUGUGAAACCAGCAAACGUUCUUCUUGGCAAAGAUUUACGUCCAUACUUGGCUGAUUUUGGUUUAGCAGUACACCAGAAACAUCUGAAAGGAAUCUCCGCAGAAAACUGGAAGUCAUCUGGGAAGCCAACAGGUGGUUUCUAUAAGAAAAGCAUGGUUGGGACACUCAUUUAUAUGGCACCUGAGAUAUUGAGGAAGGAAAUACAUACAGACCUAUCAGAUGUCUACAGUUUUGGCAUCUUGAUGAAUGAGCUUUUGACUGGUGUUGUUCCAUAUACUGAUCUUCGAACUGAAGCACAGGCCCACACUGUACUGGAAAUGAAUUAUACGGAGCAGCUGCUUACCGCAGCUAUUGUUUCAGAUGGCUUGCGUCCUGCUCUUCCUAAUGAUGAGUCUGGCGCACCAUCAAGGUUGUUGUCACUUAUACGCAGGUGCUGGGAUGAAAAUCCAGAAAAUAGACCAUCUUUUUCUGAUAUAGUUGUGGACCUAGAGUCAAUUUGGGAGGACAGAAAGGGUUUAGAAUCUGUCACCCCUAUGCAUCCCAAUUUGUGUGGUAGUGUUGUUAGUGAUGCUAGUGAAAAUGAUUAUGCAUAUCAAGAAGAUAUUAAUUGGUCAAAUCAGGGUGAACAGUUUUCUAGAAAGGCUUCUAAUGCAGAUGGGUGUGCUGUGAAUGUUUGGCUUGAUUCCUCAUCUGAUCAUUUGGCAUACCGCCCAAUACUUUCUUGGGGAUCCUUUUCCACUUGUGGGAGGAGGGAGACCAUGGAGGACUCUCAUUUCCUCUUGCCUAACAUGUGUAACAAAGAAGACAUCCAUGCUUUUGGAAUCUUUGAUGGUCAUAGAGGUGCAGCAGCUGCUGAGUUUUCAGCUCAAGCUAUUCCUGGAUUCUUGCAAACGUCAUGUUCCACAAGAAGUCCUGUGGAUGCAUUAAAGGAAGCAUUUGUGAAAACAGAUGUUGAGUUUAGAAAAGAACUCGAUUUUUUUCGCAAAUCCAAGAAAGUUAAACAGAAAGACUGGCAUCCUGGUUGCACUUCUGCUGUUGCUCUAAUUGUUAGAGACAGGCUUUUUAUUGCCAAUGCUGGUGAUUGCAGGACAAUAUUGUGUCGGGCUGGUUAUCCCGUCGUUUUAAGUAAGGAUCAUGUCGCUAGUUGUGUCGAGGAGCGAGAGCGUGUCAUCAGGGCUGGAGGGCAGGUCAAGUGGCAAGUUGAUACAUGGAGGGUUGGUCCGGCUGGUCUUCAGGUGACUCGUUCAAUUGGCGACGAUGAUCUGAAGCCGGCUGUGAGUGCAGAACCUGAGAUAACAGAAACUGUUCUGACUUCACAGGAUGAUUACCUGGUUAUGGGGAGUGAUGGACUAUGGGAUGCCCUGAGCAACUCUGAGGUGGUGGGUAUCAUCAGGGACACAGUGAAAGAAGCGGCAAUGUGUUCAAAGCGGCUUGCAACAGAAGCAGUAGCCAGGGGGAGCAAGGAUAACAUUACGGUGUUUUGCAUAAUGGAGAAGAAGGCUACCCUGGCAGCUGCGAUGGAUUGGAGACUGAAAAUCAAGAACGAAACUGGACAGAAAUUUGUCAAGUCUUUCGUGACGUACGUUGUAGAUACGCAAAGUUGAAGGAACAGUGGUCUGCUUGCCGUCCUGAUGCCUAAAACAAAUUACUAAUCUUGCGAUGGAAC
This is a messenger RNA of Cucurbita pepo subsp. pepo (vegetable marrow), 2163 nucleotides long. NCBI's taxonomy places the organism in Eukaryota, Viridiplantae, Streptophyta, Magnoliopsida, Cucurbitales, Cucurbitaceae. The record is from RefSeq and is a predicted model, not a curated record.